Molecule: messenger RNA, 4152 nt
Organism: Sarcophilus harrisii (Tasmanian devil)
Lineage: Eukaryota; Metazoa; Chordata; Mammalia; Dasyuromorphia; Dasyuridae
Gene: CFB
Product: complement factor B
Exons: 33
Coding region: 10-4092 (1360 amino acids)
Biological process (GO): proteolysis; complement activation
Cellular component (GO): extracellular region
Molecular function (GO): serine-type endopeptidase activity
Source: RefSeq, a predicted model, not a curated record
GUAAGUCAGAUGAUCCUGUUCCCCCUUCCUGUUAACUUUCAGCCUGUGCCUUUCCCUAAAAUUGAGACUAUGGGUUUCCUGCAUGCUCUUUUGCUGCUGCUCCUAUGUGCAGGCUUGUCUAUCACUGCUCCCUCCUGUUCCAGGAAUGUGAAGAUUUUAGGUGGCAACUUUACUCUCAGCAAUGGUUGGGUCCCAGGAAGCCUCCUCAUUUAUACCUGCCCUUUAGGGCGCUACCCAUAUCCUGUAUCCAGUCAGUUGUGCAACAGCAAUGGACAGUGGAAGUCCCCAGGACGCUCUGAGGUCACCAAAGCAGUAUGCAAAUAUGUGCGCUGUCCAGCUCCUGUUGCUUUUGAGAAUGGGGUCUAUAGUCCCCGGCUGAGCUCUUACCCCGUGGGUGGCAAUGUAAGCUUUGAGUGUGAGGAUGGAUACAUCUUGCGUGGUUCUGUCGUGAGGCACUGCAGACCCAAUGGGAUGUGGGAUGGAGAGACAGCUAUAUGUGAUAGUGGAGCCGGACAUUGCCCAGAUCCUGGAAUUCCAAUUGGGACUGUGAGGACAGGAUAUCAAUUCAAUGUUGGUAAUCGGGUGAAGUAUCGUUGUUCAGAGAAGCUGAUCAUGAUAGGUUCCGAGGAACGAGAAUGCCAGGGGAAUGGAGUCUGGAGUGGGACUGAACCCAUUUGCAGAUCUUCCUACUCCUAUGAUUUCCCUGAAGAUGUGGCUCCAGUUCUGGACACCUCCUUUUCUCAACUUCUUGGUGCCACCAAUCCCCUGAUGCAAAAAUCUGGCGAUUUGGGCCGGCGCAUCCAGAUCAAGAGGGAAGGCCACUUGAAUCUUUACUUGCUCCUUGAUUCUUCCCAGAGUGUCAGUAGGGAAAACUUUGACGACUUCAAAGAGAGUGCUCAACUUAUGGUAGACAGGAUCUUCAGCUUUGAUGUUAAUGUCAGCAUUGGUAUUGUCAUUUUUGCUAAGACUUCCAAAGUCAUCUUGUCUGUCACUCACAAAGAUUCUCAGCAACAGACUGAAAUAGCCAAAAAGAUAGAGGAGAUCAAGUAUGCAGAUCCAGACAUUGGAACUGGAACCAACAUCUACAGAGCCCUAAUGCAAAUCUAUGAAAUGAUGAAUAAUGAAAUGGCCGUUUAUGGCACAAGGCAGAAGGAGUGGGAUGAAAUCCGACAUGUCAUCAUCCUUUUAACAGAUGGAAAGUCCAACAUGGGUGGCUCUCCAAAACCAGCUAUAGAAAAGAUUGAAGAAGUUUUGAACAUAAAGGCAGAGAGGAAAGAUUUUCUGGACAUCUAUGCCAUUGGUGUGGGGAAACUGGAUGUAGACUGGAAAGAGCUGAAUGAACUGGGGUCAAAGAAGGAUGGAGAGAGGCAUGCCUUCAUUCUCCCAGACUCCAAAGCCCUCCUCCAAGUUUUUGAGAAUAUGCUGGAUGUCUCCAAAUUUGUAGACACCAUCUGUGGUGUGGGAAAUAUGUCAGCCAAUGCUUCAUUCCAAGAGAGGACACCCUGGCAUGUCAUCAUUAAGCCCAGCAGCAAGGAGACGUGUCGUGGGGCACUUAUCUCUGAUCAAUGGGUUCUGACUGCAGCCCACUGCUUCCAUACACAUAAUAACACCAGGUUGUGGAGAGUCACUGUGGGAGAUCCUAAGUCAAAGAGGGGUAGAGAGAUGCAGAUUGAUCAGUGGUUCGUUCCAGAGGAGUACAAUGUUUAUGCUAAGAAGGAGCAAGGAAUUUCUGAGUUCUAUGGUAGUGAUAUUGCUCUGCUGAAGCUGACUGAGAAGGUCAAGAUGUCCAGCCAUGCCAGACCCAUCUGUCUUCCUUGUACCGUGGGGGCCAACUUGGCUCUUCGCCGUUCGCCAGCCAGUUCUUGUUUUGACCAUGAGAAGGAACUUUUGAAGAAAAACAAAAUCCCAGCUCAUUUUGUUUCAUUGGAUGAUCAGAUAAUGGACAUUGUUCUCAAGGAAGAAAAUGAGCGAACAAGCUGCCUCCAAGCUGUCUCCCAAGCCAAAGAUCUUUUCCCUAACCUCACUGAUGUGAAAGAGGUGGUGACUGACCAAUUCUUGUGUAGUGGCACUGGAAAUGAAGCAUCGCCUUGCAAGGGUGACCCUGUAAUCCAAUGCCCAGGGCCUGAAGACUUUGAAAAUGGUGAUUUCUGGCCUCGAAAACACAUCUACAACAUAAGCGAACAGAUUUUUUUCCAUUGCUAUGAUGGGUAUACCUUACAUGGUUCUGCCAAUCGUAUCUGCCAACCGUCUGGCCGCUGGGAUGGCUUUACAGCUAUCUGUGAUGAUGGCGCGGGGCACUGCCGGGAUCCUGGCAUCCCCAUUGGUACAAGGAAGGCAGGCAGACAAUACCGAAUGGAGGAUAGUGUAACCUACCACUGUGGCCAAGGGCUCACCUUACAGGGUUCCCAGAAGCGUACCUGCAUGGAAGAUGGAUCCUGGAGUGGCACAGAGCCCUCUUGCCAAGACUCCUUCAUGUAUGAUACCUCAGAGGAGGUGUUUGCUGCCUUCAUAUCCUCCCUGACAGAGACCAUUGAAGGGGCUGAUGCAGAAAAUGAACAUAACCCAGGAGAGCAGCACAAGCGGAAGAUUGUCUUAGACCCCUCAGGAUCUAUGAAUAUGUAUCUAGUGCUAGAUGCAUCAGAUAGCAUUGGCAAGAACAACUUUACAGGAGCCAAAAAGUGUUUUGCCAGCCUCAUUGAAAAGGUGGCAAGUUAUGGGGUGAAUCCACGAUAUGCAGUGGUGACCUAUGCUACGGAGGCCAAAGCGGUGGUCAAAUUAUCAGAUGAUCAAAGCAGUGAUGCAGACUGGGUCACCCAACAGCUGGAAAAGAUCAAAUAUACAGACCACCAGUUGAAGUCAGGAACAAACACAAAACGGGCGUUGAUGUUGCUGUAUGAGAUGAUGAUCCUACAAGAGUCCAAAAAUGACAUUAACUGGAAUAAAACACGUCAUGUGAUCGUGCUCAUGACUGAUGGAAAUUACAACAUGGGAGGAAAUCCUGUGGCAGCUAUCGAGCAGAUCCGAGAGUUUCUGGAUAUUGGAAAGAACCGUAAAAACCCAAGAGAAAAUUAUCUGGAUGUCUAUGUAUUUGGGAUUGGGCCUUUGGUGGACCAGGAGAAGAUCAAUGAUUUGGCUUCAAAGAAGGAUGGGGAAAGGCAUGUGUUCAAGGUUAAGGACAUGGAAGACCUGGAGCAUGUCUUCUCCUUGAUGAUUGAUGAAAGCAACACUCUGGGUCUGUGUGGAAUAGCAUGGGGACAUCAGAAAGGUGGAAAAUAUGAAAGACAACCCUGGCAUGUUGCCAUUAAUGUCAUUCGGCCUUCUGCAGGAAAGGAGACAUGUAAGGGGGCUGUUGUGUCAGAAUACUUUGUGCUAACGGCUGCUCACUGCUUCAACGUGGAUGACCAAGCCCAUUCCAUUAAGGUCGAUGCAGGUGGUAUACAGAACAGGCAGGUGGAUGCUGUCUAUUUCCAUCCCAAUUAUGACAUCAAUAAGAAAAAAGCUGAAGGAAUUCCUGAAUUCUAUGACUAUGACAUUGCCCUUGUCAAGCUCAAGAAGAAGUUCAUAUUCUCAAAAGACCUCAGACCCAUCUGUCUUCCAUGCACAGAGGCAACAAACCGUGCUUUAAGGCUCCCAUUGUCAACCACAUGUGAACAACAGGAAAAAGAACUGCUCCCUGAGAAGAAUGUCAAAGCCCUGUUUGUGUUUGAAGACAAGAAUAACAUGUUACAAAAAGAAGUUUACAUAAAGAAUGGGGAGAUGAAAGCCAGUUGUGAGGGAGAUGCCCGAAAGGCCCAAGGCUAUGAGAAGAUAAAGCAGCUCUCUGAUGUGGUAACUCCCCGAUUUCUCUGCACUGGGGGAAACCAACCUUACGCUGAUCCCAACACUUGUAAAGGAGAUUCUGGUGGUCCACUUAUUAUUCACAAGAAAAGUCGAUUCAUUCAAGUGGGUGUGAUUAGCUGGGGUGUAGAAGAUGUCUGCAAGCACCCCAACAGAAUCCCUCCCCCUCAUGCUCGUGACUUCCACAUCAACCUCUUCCGAGUAUUGCCUUGGCUUCAGGAGAAACUGAAAGACGAGGAUCUAGGAUUCUUGUGAAAGAUUUUCAACAUGCCUGGGAAAAUUAAAAAAUGAAAAAAAGGCACUGCAUUCAUGCAA